CACGUUGCAUACCAAGUGAAAAAGUCAAGUCACAAAAGAAAGCUUUGAAAGAGUGAGUGCACAUGGUCGGUCGGUCACCUCCAUGUUUGCCCCUCCAGCCCUCUGCAGACCUGAUCUUUGGACCUGAUCCGCCUCAGAUUGUCCUGAUUGAUCCCUCAGAGAGAGAGAGAGAGUGUGUGAGAGAGAGAGAGUGAGAGCUGCUCCAUGAAAUCUCUUGAAUCUCUUGAAUCACACAAACUGCUCAACUUUAAGGACGCCGCCCCCCGCGUGCAGCCAUGGAUCGGACAGAGGACUCGGUGAUGUUCGGAUCCUGCAGCUCACUCUUCUUUUUUUAAAGGGAACUUUUUAAGAAACCAGCAGAGAUGUUGAACUUUAAUGUUUUAGUAACGUGCCUUCUUCUUUUUAUUCCAAAGUGUCAGAGUUUAAAUGUGUCCGACCCGAGUGGUCACGUGUUUUUAGAGAACAUUUUACGCUUUUACGGGGAGAAUAAAUCCAUUUCCACGGAGAACCUGGAGGAUUUACUGAAGCUGAUCUCAGCCAGGAGGUCUCAGUCUGUGUCGGGGGGGAACCCGCUGGAGAACCAGGAGUGUCAGUCGGCAGACGACAUCUUGUCCCACUUCGGGUUCGGUAAUGUGAGCCAGCUGACGGUGGGACAUCUGGGGAGGAUCUGCCCGGCCGUGUUGACCCAGGUGCUGCUGCCCUCCUGCCCCUUCACCGCCCCCGAGCCCUCGUCGACGCUCGACUACACGGGUGAGUUGCUUCAUCGUGUCAAACGCCGGCUUUAUUUGUUAAACCCCCCGCAAGUCAAAUAAUUUCACAGGUCACCGGGGUUUGUUGCCUUUGAUCGGGUCUGGCAGGACUUUCAUCCACGGUGACGCCGCUCAGACAUCAUGACUGAGUCGAAAAGAGACGCUGCACUUCAGAAUCAGAAUCAGAAUCUGGGUUUAUUGCCAAGUACAUUC
Molecule: messenger RNA, 962 nt
Organism: Labrus bergylta (ballan wrasse)
Lineage: Eukaryota; Metazoa; Chordata; Actinopteri; Labriformes; Labridae
Source: RefSeq, a predicted model, not a curated record